Aspergillus vadensis CBS 113365 is the source of this 1849-nucleotide messenger RNA. Its product is annotated as leucine-rich repeat domain-containing protein. Lineage: Eukaryota; Fungi; Ascomycota; Eurotiomycetes; Eurotiales; Aspergillaceae. The record is from RefSeq and is a predicted model, not a curated record. Gene Ontology annotation, molecular function: protein binding. The coding region runs from base 230 to 1768 and encodes 512 amino acids. The transcript is spliced from 2 exons.
UCCAUCCAUCCCAUCCGACGAUCGAUCGACAUUCCACCGGACGUCAUGAUCCGAGUGAGGUGAUCCAGCCCAAAGCCACUGAGCGCAUCAAUACCAUUCAUUCUUUCAUUCAUUCCCCUCCUUACUUCCUUUGCAUCGCAUCGCAUCGCAUCGCGUCACACGAGAUAUUCCACACAAGAAUACAUACCACUACAUCACAUUAUUGCACAGCAGUGGCAAACAAUCAAAUAUGGACCACGAAAUCCCCCUCCCCCCACCACCGCGCAUCCGCCAUCGCGACCCCUCCAACACCAACAACAAUAGUAAUAACAACAACAAUAACACCCGUCACGCGACACGCCAUGCUCACCACCACCGUCUCCCCUCGCGCUUCAUUGAUGACCGCUCCAGUCAACCGUCUAGCGAUCCGGCACUCUUCUCCAGCGAUGAUAUCCCCGCCUCGGGUCUAGAGAACUACAAUAAUGCGCCUGUUAGUCGGAAGCGCCGGUACCGCGGCACCUGGUGGGGAGAGAUGGUGAAGGACAAGGACGCGAAGCGCAAGCGGGCGGAUUUCAAGGAGAAGCGGUUGGUGGAUAGUGGCGUGUGGAUGGGAAGUGAUGAUUACGAUUCUGGUCCCGGGUCAGGGUUCUUGCCUUCUGAUGCGGAUUUGGGAGAGGAUUGGUUGAAUUCGCAUGCGAAUGGAGGCACAAAGACGAUGGUGAUGCCGCAGAAUCAGAUUCAACAACAAGGAUUCAGGAAAGUCGAAGAAGAACCGCGCGAGCAUCAAGUCGCACGGGGGAUCGUGAAUGAUUGUCUCGAGAGAGGCGAGGACAGUGUUGACUUGAGUGGCCUCACCCUCCGCCUCAUCCCCCCUAACCUCCUCCACCCCCUCCAACACCUCACCAAGCUCCCCACCAUCAAAGAGCCCCCCAUCAGCGAAGACGUCUACACCUCCCUGCAACCCUUCCUCCGCCUCUUCCUCGCCGGCAACGCCCUAACCCAAGUCCCCGGACAAGUCUUCGACCUCGACUCCCUCCGCGUCCUCAGUCUCCGCUACAACAAACUCACCUCCAUCCCCGCGGCCAUCCGCCGCCUCACCCUCCUCCAGGAACUCAACCUCUCCGUGAACCGUCUCCCCACCCUCCCGUGGGAACUCCUCUUCCUCAUCCGCAAAGGCGACCUCAAACACCUCACCGUCCGCCCCAACCCCCUCCUCCAAAUCGAAGACCAGCCCAUCGCCAAAUGGCACGUCCCAACCGAUGACGACACAGAGACGGAGACACAACAACCCUACCUGAAAUCAAUCACCUACGACGGCCCACCCCCAGAAGAAGCAUGGGCACCUAUCCACGUCGCCACCGGCCCAGUCACAUACUACAACGCCGAAGGCAUCCCAGUCCCUACUGAACAAACCCCCACUACCACCACCAACCACCAAACAACAACCCCAACAAUAAACAUCAUCUCCCGCGUGCCCUCCCUCCGCGAAAUCUCACUCCUAGCAUUUACCCGCUCAACAUACCCAGACCUGAUCGCCGACGAAGAAAUGGACAAUUUCCCGGCCCUAAUGACCCGCUUACUCCGACAAGCGAAGGAAGUUCGUAGCGCAGGAGGGCGGAGUUGUUCCUCGUGUCAUCGGGGAUUCGUCCUCGCGCGGACGGAGUGGAUUGAGUGGUGGGAUGUGAGUACGUAUGAGAAUGGGUUGAAGGGGCCGAGGGCGUCCGGGGAGGUGUUGAGGCCGUUGCCGUUUAGGAGGGUUGGGUGUAGUUGGGGGUGUGUGCCUGCCUGAUUUGGUGGCAUGAUGGGGGAGUAUGUAUAUUUAUUUAGUAAGUUGUUGUGUGUGGGUAUGGAUGGAUGGAUGGAUGGAUGU